AAGAGAAUUAAAUAUGGAUGAUGUUGAGAAAGGCAAGAAGAUUUUUAUUAUGAAGCAUUCCCAGUGCCACAUUGUUGAAAAGGGAGGCAAGCAUAAGACUGGGCCAAAUCUCCAUGGUCUCUUUGGGCGGAAGACAGGUCAGGCCCCUGGAUACUCUUACACAGCCACCAUUAAGAACAAAGACAUCAUCUGGGGAGAGGAUACACUGAUGGAGUAUUUGGAGAAUCCCAAGUACAUCCCUGGAACAAAAAUGAUCUUUGUUGGCAUUAAGAAGAAGGAAGAGGCCAGGCGCGAAAGGGCAAACUUGAUAGCUUAUCUCAAAAAAGCUACUAAUGAGUAAUAAUUGGCCACUCUCUUAUUUAUUACAAAACAGAAAUGUCUCAUGACUUUUUUAUGUGUACCAUCCUUUAAUAGAUCUCAUACACCAGAAUUCAGAUCA
This is a messenger RNA of Gorilla gorilla gorilla (western lowland gorilla), 439 nucleotides long. Its product is annotated as cytochrome c-like. The transcript has 2 exons. Lineage: Eukaryota; Metazoa; Chordata; Mammalia; Primates; Hominidae. The record is from RefSeq and is a predicted model, not a curated record. Bases 14 to 340 code for a protein of 108 amino acids. Gene Ontology annotation, molecular function: heme binding; electron transfer activity.